Molecule: messenger RNA, 2525 nt
Organism: Danio rerio (zebrafish)
Lineage: Eukaryota; Metazoa; Chordata; Actinopteri; Cypriniformes; Danionidae
Gene: vps33a
Product: VPS33A core subunit of CORVET and HOPS complexes
Biological process (GO): vesicle-mediated transport
Cellular component (GO): cytoplasmic vesicle; lysosomal membrane; early endosome
Source: RefSeq, marked provisional
AGUCACAUGACUGCGCUUUGGCGAAUAUGGCGUCACAUUUGUUUUGCGGUAGAGUAAACCUAAAUAUUUUGAGAGAGGCUGCACGAAAAGACCUGCGCGAGUUUUUGGAUAAAUGUUCGGGAAGCAAGGCCAUUGUUUGGGAUGAGUAUCUAACAGGACCUUUCGGGCUGAUUGCUCAGUAUUCACUUUUGAAGGAACAUGAAGUGGAGAAAAUGUUCACUCUUAAAGGAGGCCGAAUACCAUCUGCCGCCGUCAAGAAUAUUGUCUUCUUUGUUCGCCCGAGGUUGGAGUUAAUGGACAUCAUUGCAGAAAAUGUUUCGAGUGAGGAUAAACUGCAGCCUCGUGAGUUUCACAUUUUGUUCGUGCCUCGCCGGAGCCUCCUGUGUGAGCAGCGGCUGAAGGAGAAAGGCGUCCUGAACUCCUUCACAAACAUCGACGAGUACAUCCUCGACCUCAUCCCUUAUGAUGGAGAUCUGCUUUCCAUGGAGUCUGAGAGCUCCUUUAGAGAGUGUUAUUUAGAAAAUGAUCAGACGAGCCUCUAUCAUGCUGCCAAAGGCCUCAUGACUUUGCAAGCACUUUAUGGAACAAUACCACAGAUAUUUGGCAAAGGAGAGUGUGCACGGCAUGUGGCCAACAUGAUGCUGCGGAUGAAGAGAGAGUUUGCAGGCAGCCACACUCAGAUCCUGCCUGUGUUUGACACUCUUCUGCUGCUGGAUCGAAACGUGGAUUUACUCACACCGCUCGCCACGCAGCUCACAUACGAGGGUCUCAUCGACGAGAUCUUUGGCAUCACCAAUGGUUAUGUGAAGCUCCCGCCUGAAAAGUUUGCUCAGAAGAAACAGGGUGAAGGCGGCAAAGAUCUGCCCACCGAGCCCAAAAAACUGCAGCUGAACUCCGCUGAGGAGCUUUACGCCGAGAUACGCGACAAGAACUUCAAUGCUGUCGGUGCGGCUCUCAGCAAGAAGGCCAAGAUUAUUUCAGCAGCGUUUGAGGAGCGACACAACGCCAAAACUGUGGGAGAAAUUAAGCAGUUUGUUUCCCAGCUGCCGCACAUGCAGGCGGCGCGCAGCUCUCUGGCCAAUCACACCUCCAUCGCUGAACUUAUCAAAGACAUCACCACUUCAGAGGUUUUCUUUGACAGUCUGACGGUCGAGCAGGAGUUCAUGACUGGAGUCGACACAGACAAGGUCAGCACUUAUAUUGAGGACUGCAUUGCGCAGAAAGACCCGCUGAUAAAAAUCCUGCGGCUGGUCUGUAUGCAGUCUGUCUGCAACAACGGACUCAAACAGAAAGUUCUGGACUACUAUAAGAGGGAGAUCCUUCAGACGUACGGUUAUAAGCACAUUCUGACCCUCAAGAACUUGGAGAAGGUUGGUUUGCUCAAACCUCAGAGCACCAUGAGGAACAACUACCCCACAAUCAGGAAAACACUCAAGCUGUGGAUGGAGGACGCCAACGAACAGAACCCGAAUGAUAUCUCGUACGUGUACAGCGGCUACGCUCCGCUCAGCGUUCGCCUCACUCAGGUUCUGGCGCGACCAGGAUGGAGGAGCAUCGAGGAGGUGCUGAAGAUGCUGCCUGGGCCACACUUUGAGGAACGACAGCAGGUUCCCACAGGCCUCCACAAGAAGCGUCAGCCUGGAGAAAACCGCACCACUUUAGUCUUCUUUCUGGGCGGCGUGACGUACGCUGAGAUCGCCGCUCUGCGUUUUCUCUCUCAUAUGGAGGACAGCGGGACCGAGUACAUCAUCGCCACCACCAAACUGAUCAACGGCACCAGCUGGGUCAAAUCUCUGAUGGAUCACCCAGAGGAAAACCAGCAGUGACGAUCAAUCCUGUUUACGUUAUUAAAACUGUCGAUGCUGUUUUGUCGGAUUAUUAUAAUAACCGUCAAGCUGCCUUUUCUGUUGCCUGUUUUGAUACUAAUUUAUUAGUCAGAAGACACUUAAGCAUCUUUCUACGACUGGUACAGUAAUGGUUCAGACUUUACAGUGAGCUUUCAUUAGUUAAUGUAUUUACUAACAAUGAUUGAUACUUGUAAGGAAUUUAUUCAUCAUAGUUCAACAUUUACUAAUGCUUUAUUAAUGUCCAAAUACAUGCUGGAUCAUUAAUGCACUGUUAGUUAACAUGAACUAAUCAAUCACUGACAUUAACAAAUACUGUAAUAAACGUAUUGUUCUUUGUUUGUUAAUACAUUAACUAAUAUAACCUUAUUGUGAAGUGUUACCCAGUAAUGUAACUGCAUAAACAUGCAAAUGUGUUUAAUAACCCUCUUUGGAUAUUUCCCUGUUAGCAACUUAUUUGAAAAUGCAUCCCUGGUCUGUGUGAAAUGAAAACUAUGUCAGCUUGAGCACAUUCAUAUUUCACUUAUUUACGGUUCACUGUAAAGUAGUGGUUAUUGACAAUAACGGAUUAAAUCACUUAAAGAUAAUGACUCUAUGGUUACUAACUCAAUGUUAAUCUGAACCUGUACUAUAUUCACUCUCCAGAGGAAAAUAAAACUUAUUUCUUUUUUUUACACAAAA